AUGUCGACGUCUACAGCUAAAGAACUACGCCAAUUUGACUGGCUGGUGUACGUGCUCGUAACGUGCGCCCUCUGUUUGUCCGAAGCCAAAGAUUGGCGCCGAGCCAACGCCACCUGCCCAAAGCUGUCGAUUUGCCAGUGCACCGUCGUCUCGAAAGGGGCCGUGACUUCAUGCAAGAACGUCGUGAACAGUCAAGAACUGGAUGCAGACAUGGCCCUGUUGGAGGGCGUCGUCCACUCGAGGCUCACUUUCGAUCACGUCCAAGUCACAGAGCUGCCAGCUUCGUGGUUCUCCAACCACUCGGCACACAUGCUAGUCAUCAAAAACUCUCCCCUGCGUGAAAUCGAGACGGCGGCCGCCAGUGGCAUCCACAAACUAUUGCGUGUGCUGCUCGAGAAUGACCAGUUGGACGUUGUGCCGCGCGAUCUGAGCGCGGCGAAGCGACUACGGUGGCUGUGUAUACGAAGGAACCACGUCAAAUUCCUGAAGGGCAUGCUAUCUUUGCCAGACCUUCUGGAAUUGGAUCUUCGCUUCAACGCCAUUGAGACGAUAGACGAAAAAUAUCUUUCGGGAAUGGCUAGCCUUCAGUCUUUGCGGCUGUCUGUUAAUAAGAUACAGCACCUGCCGAGUAUUCUCUUCAAAGAUACAAGAAAGUUGAAGCAUGUGGAGAUUCGCAGCAACCGCAUUCAAACGAUCAACGCCUUGUUCAAUGACCUGCGGCGCCUGGAGGUGCUCGAUUUAAGCCGCAACGUGAUCACAGACAUCGAAGUUCUUAUGGCAUCCAAAAUGCCUUUUCUCAAAAAGGUUAAUCUGGAAGAUAACCUUAUAAACGUUAUCCCCGAGGUAUCAGCGUCCAACGCAAAGCUAGAAAGACUUCUCCUUAAUCGAAACCAAAUUACUGAAGUGAAGCCUGAAGCCUUCGCGGCACUGGAAGCAAUGUCUCGGGUCGAGAUAAGCAACAACAGCGUAUCCCGCUUGCACCAGUCGGUUUUUCAUCCGUACUCGAGGUUGGAACACCUUGCGCUGUCAGGAAACGAAAUAACUAGUGUACGAGGAACGUUCAAAAAUAUUAAUUGGGUUAAAGAAUUGUCCUUGUCGUUAAAUAAGAUAGAGGACAUAACGGAUGUCUUCAAGGGACUAGCGCUGCUGAGGGUGCUGUCACUGAGGAACAACCUUGUGUCCUACAUUCAGGAUGACACUUUUAGCGAAAACCGCGGCCUCGUAGACAUAAAUCUGAGUGAUAACAGGAUAAAGUGGGUUGGACGAAACGCUUUUAAGGGUCUUGUGACGCUGAACAGGCUGAUUCUCCGCGGCAACCAGUUGCUUUCCCUGAACGGUUCUGUAAGCUAUCUGCCCUUAGCACAGUACCUGGACGCCUCGUUUAACUUGAUACAGUCCUUGGAGAAAGGAGAGUUUUUCAACAACGGCCGCCUGACUUUCAUCCAACUAGCAGCCAACAACAUUAGUGAUGUACAAGGGGCCUUCACUGGAGUCACAAACCUAGUGGGGCUGGUGCUCAGCGGAAAUCAAGUGGAGUUGCUACGGCGCACUGACUUCGCCGAGCGACUGGACGCCAGGUUGACCAUCACUAUUGACGUUACGAAACAAGAGGUCAGAGAGCCUUAUGUAUUUUUUUCCCUGUUUCUAGACAAUCCUUUGAUGUGUGACUGCAGACUGGCUUGGCUGCGGGGACGGAAUAGUAAAGUCCAUACGCGAGGUUACCCAAAAUGCGAUAGCCCGCCUCGGCUGAAGGGAAAGCUGUUGCAUGACCUCACGAGGCGACAGUUGAUCCUAUGGGAAGAAAGAUGCGAGACGGGCUGUCGGUGCGACUGCCACGAAGGCUCCCUCGGCGAACGAACCAUCGCCGUCAACUGUUCAUCGGCGGCGUUGUACCGCACACCGCGAGUCUUCCCAGAGGGAACGACGCGGCUGGAACUCCGCGAUAACCGCAUCGAAGAACUCGAUGACGCUCUCGUCAACGGCGCGCCACACCUCGAAGUUCUCUCGCUCAAGAAUAAUCUCCUGACACGCCUCAAUGUCAGCAAUAUUCCCGAAAAAGUACGCUCUCUCGACCUGAGGGGCAACCGUAUGAAGCGGCUCCCCUACGCCCUCGUGACGGGUCGCAAUUUAGCGACGUUGAGGCUGUCUGCCAACCCCUUUAUGUGCGAAUGCGCCGACUACCCUUUCAGACAGUGGAUAGAAGCUCAGGGUCACAAAAUUUUGGAUGCCGGAGACAUCGUGUGCUCGAAGAACUCCAAUUCGAGGGUGUCUUUGAAGGCGUUCUUGAGUCUAGGACAAAAGGAACUUUGCCCGUCAGCUGUACCUGCCGUCAUAGCGUACCUGAUACCUGCCUUGGCGUCGCUGGUGGUCGGGCUGACGCUGUCGGCGGCCUACCUGCGCUACAAGCGCGAGCUGAAGGUGUGGCUGUACGCGCGUGGUGUGUGCCGCUCGCUGCAGUGCAUCAAGGAGGACGAGCUGGACGAAGAGAAGCUGUUCGACGUCUUCCUCUCGUUCAGCAGCAGGGACGCCGACUGGGUGCACGCGCAGCUUCUGCCCAGCGUCGAGGCGCUCGGGUUCUCGGUGUGCACUUACGAGCGAAACUUCAAGGGCGGCUUCCUUCUGCAGGACAUCAUCCGAGACGCCGUGACAUGCUCCAGGCGCACGCUGCUGCUGCUCACGGGGAACUUUGUGGAGAGCGAAUGGUGCCGCUGGGAGUUCCGUCUGGCGUACCAGCGCGCUAUGGAGGACCACAUCAAUCGGUUGGUGAUCGUGCUUGUCGAUGAUGUCGCUCCCGAGUCACUGGACGAGGAUCUCCGAGCGUACGUGCAGGCUACCAAUUAUGUGCGAUGGGGCGAGCCGAACUUCUGGGACAAGUUGCUGUAUUCGCUUCCCAAAAGAAACGCCAAGCGGAAGCUCAUCGUCAACAGGCCGCAGGAGUACCCCAUGACACAUGUCAACGACGGUACGCAGGAACAAAAAUAAAUCGUCUUU
Molecule: messenger RNA, 2991 nt
Organism: Rhipicephalus sanguineus (brown dog tick)
Lineage: Eukaryota; Metazoa; Arthropoda; Arachnida; Ixodida; Ixodidae
Product: protein toll-like
Exons: 6
Coding region: 1-2982 (993 amino acids)
Biological process (GO): signal transduction
Cellular component (GO): plasma membrane
Molecular function (GO): protein binding
Source: RefSeq, a predicted model, not a curated record